GUGAAGAAGUAAAAUAGAAUAAUGGUUAAUCUAACUGGUCCCAAUGAACAGUUAGCGAGGCCCGUAGGAGAAAGGGGUAGUGUCCGCGGACCCUUACCUCCUCGUAACCAUCACAAUUGGGGAGCGAGGUUUGGGCGUCAUCGUGGCGAACUGAGGUUUAGAGAGCCCACAACGCUGGCUGAGAUGGAAGAACUGGCCUGGAGAUCUGCUUUGCUGAUGGAGAAACACGGAGGGGCAUCGAAACAUAAUUUUCACAAGGCUAUGGAUCUUCUUCGACAACAGUACAAUAUGAAUUUCAUUGUGGUGUGCGAGAAAUGUAACGGUCCACAUUUGUAUGAUGAAAUCACUGCGCCAGAAAGGUGA
This is a messenger RNA of Pararge aegeria (speckled wood butterfly), 363 nucleotides long. RefSeq lists its product as uncharacterized. The record is from RefSeq and is a predicted model, not a curated record. Bases 22 to 363 code for a protein of 113 amino acids. Lineage: Eukaryota; Metazoa; Arthropoda; Insecta; Lepidoptera; Nymphalidae. The transcript has 2 exons.